AUAUAUUACUCCAUUCAGUGAUUCGAUAUACACAUGGACAGAAAUGCUAUUAUAAUAAACGGCAUUCAGCUGUGCGAAUUCUGACGUAUUUUGUCAACGAAUAAUGUUAGUGCUGUUAUUGUGCAUCAUCAUGAAGAUAGCAGAGUUUUCCGUGGGCCGAAUGUGCUCACCACCGCUGACGUGGCCAUUGCCUCCUACUUGCAACAGGCAGUGUAAACGAUGCAAGCAACACAGGAGUUCUAUACCCAGGCAUAAGCACUGUUGGCAAUCCUGCGAAGAUAAAUGUAUCUCGCGAAAACUUGCACAAGAAGGCACAGCAAUAAUGGAAGAGCCACAAACUCCAGGGUCUGAUUGUAACUCUAAUCCAGCAACUGAUUCCAUCCAACAGGAUUUGGUUGGCUCGGAAUUUGUUCAGGAUAAUGUUGAAUAUCAAUGGUUUAUCGAUUAUGGAUAUAGAGAUGGUGGAGGACUACAUAUCCAUCCUAGUGUUAUUUCAUCACUUUCUGUGUCUUACUCCUCUAAGGAUCUAGGUUAUUAUGAUGAUCUUGCUCGUAAUUUGGACGCUAAUCUGGCAGAAAUUGAUAUGGAGAGUUUUCGAACAGCAGACAUACAUACUUUGCUUACAGCUCUACCUGUCAUGUGUACAGAACCAGCUCAACAUUCUGAAUUUAACUAUCAAAGGGAACAAUAUGCCAGUAUAUCUGGAUCUGUCAUGGAAAAGCUUGACGUUGGUUCUUCUAUCAGUCCACAUACUAGUAGCCAGGGAGAGGAUUCCGCAUGUUCUACCACUGAUACAAUAUCCAUAUGCAAGUCGUCGUUGCUAUUUUCCCCAGUAAAGGAAACAUCAAUGCUACCAUCAGGUGGUAGUUACAGCGUGGAUUCACUGGACUGCGAAGACAUGUUGCUUACUUGUCAAACAAAUAAUAAAAAUAAUUAUACUAUCGCUUUUGAGGGUAGCAUUACUAUGUAUUCGGAUGGAUCCCAAGAUUUUGAAAGUCAUGAUAAACAUAAAACGUAUGAAUCAUCAGAUGUAUUCUAUGAUAAACAGAAAGAUAUGAAAACUAUAUUGGACUUAUCAAUGGCAUGCUCAGACUCAAAGAUAUACACGACAUGGAGUAAUUUGAAACAUUCCUCCAUGAAUAAAGCAAUAACUCGACAUCCUUCUGGUAACAAUAACAUGAUACCAGAUAUCGCACAGAAUGCUGUUAAUUUGACACUUGGUGGAAUGAGUAAACGAAGUCGAAGUUUACCGGAUUUUUCUCGCAUUCAAAAGUUUCAGCAUGCUAAUAUACCCGUUAACUUCCACGUUGAUUCCACCGAAUCAAACAAUCAUAUGCAAAGACUGCAUAAUUCUGGAUCUGUAAAUUGUUCGACAAAUGCGGAAAGCUUCGACAAUGCGGAGAAUGCUGGUACGAAAAAACUACAAAAUUUAAGCCUUGUCAGGCUCUUCAUGAAGCAAAAAAGCAUGAGUGUGGAAGGAAUGAGUUUUACUUUAGAUCAGUCAGAUUCCGCUAGCUGCAACAAUGAUAGUAACGACAGCGCAACCAAUACGAAUACUCAAAUACAACGGCAAGAUAAUGUUUGUGAUCAUCGCGUGUCUGAAAAUGAUUUUUCUAUCAAUUGGAUCAGACGCGAUAUCACUAAUAAUCGUGAUAUGGAAAACCAGAAAGAAAUUUUGAACACUCUAAAAUGUGCAUCGCGGUGCAAAAAUGAUAAAAUUGAAAUGAUGUCAUCCACAUCAAUCGAAGAGUUUUCGGAAAGUACAUCCAAAUCAGCCUGCACAAGUGGUCAACAAAGUAUUGAUAUAAUUAACGAGUCUUCUGAACAUCAACAGAACAUCGGUUUAAUUGACAAAAAGCAACCGAUACUUCGAACAACGGGUAUACAAGCAAACGCAGACAUGGAAGACAAUGCUAUUCAAACCUCCUUAAUUUUCACCACAGUCAAGGAUAAAAAUGAACCAUUUUUGCAAGAAACAAUAGUAAAUAAGAAACCAGUUUAUAUUGUGUAUCCUAAUUACACAUUACCUGAUUUGUCGUUUCUUAAACUUAAGGAUAUUGAAAUCAAUAAUUUAGCAUUGAAGCCACACACAUUCGACAAAAACAACAUGGAAUGGAAACGUACCAUUCAUUCGAGUAAGCCAUUUUCAUGCAACGAUAUUGACGCGUUGCGACAACGUGGGUUCGCACAUAUAAAGGAUUGGGAGUCGUUGACGUUUCUCUUGCCAUAUGAAUACAAAAAGAUCUUGCACGAUGUACCAGAAGUAUCAAAGUAUAUUAAUAUCAACGAAGAAGUUAAGCGACCCUUGUUCUGUUUAUCUCCUCCAAUGCGUCACAAAAUUGGACCUAUCAGCGAAAUUGUACCGACUAAUACUUCGUCAACGAGCAGUACCGCGACGCAACCAUCUUCCGGAUAUAGAGGAUCAUCGACGAUUUUAACCGAUUCUUCGACAAAUCAGCCACCGUUAUUGAACAACGCAGUCAAUCCAUUGUAUUUAUAUCGAUAUGAUAGUAUUAGUUCAGAAACUAGUCUGGUGAAUAAUGACAAGAAGAUGCAUAUGCUCAAUCAAACGAGACAAACUUGCCCAUCUCUUCCGAAGCGAUCAGCAUCGUUGUUGCAGGGUGAAGGCGAACCUGGUUUUAAUAACGGUAGAGUACCACCACGACCGCCGUUGCCUAGAAGUAUUUUACGGAAAAAUAAAAUGCUUGCGAAUAAACGAUAUAGCAUGUUUGAGAUGGGUGAUGUAGGCGAGCAAUCGGAGGAACUAUCCACAGAGGUAAACAAGAGGAUGUCUUUACAAGAGCCAUACUAUAUGAACAAUGAUUUACAAUUAUUAUACUGCGGAAGAGCGAUAGAUUCCGAGAAGGAUGUCGACGAGACAGAAGCGGAGAGAUGUUUUAAAGAGAAAUUAAAUGAGAUUACAAAUAAUACGAACAUGGAAUCGGAAAUUUCUCAGCAUAAUGAUGAUGAUAUCAAGCAAUUGGAAGAAUAUCUAAAACAUAGUGCAAUUUCGUCACAAAGCGAGGGAGAUAUCGACAAUGCUGAAGUUAAAGUGAGAUCGCAUGUAAGGAAAUUUUUAGCUUUGAAAAUGAAUAAAGAUCCACUCGUUAGAGAUGUCGACGUAGGAGAAUCACAGAGAAAAACUGUCAGUUUUGCCGUAAACCAAAAAAAAAAGCAUCUAGAUGCAGAGCUAAAUAAUUUCAAUAUUGUAAAUGAUCAAAACCAGGAUCAAGCUGUUGAAAAUAAAUUGGUAGAAUUUGAGGAAAAGAGAAAAAUGGUAUCGUCUGUAAAUAGAGCAGUAGAUCUUUUAUUAAAAUAUUGGAAUGCCGAUUCUAAUCACAGUCGUCCCAAUUAUAACGAAAGAAAUGAGUGUGCACAAAUCUGUUUGAGUACCUUGUGUCCAGCUUUAUACACUAUAAUGUCAGAUGGUUUAAAACCCUAUUUAAACUCCACAUUUGGACCAAUUACUAAUAGUGUUUGGCAGAUUGUGGAAGCUAGUUCUCAACAAGGACCUCUUACGAAAACCUUGAAUGAAUUGGUACAAAAAAUUAAUGGUGAAGAUAUUAUUACAGAAGGAAUGUUAAAAUUUCAUGCAUUUGUAUUUGGUUUGUUGAAUCUAAGAGCUCUAGAUGCGUGGUUUGCAUAUCUAUGUACACGUGAAUCAAUUCUACGGAAACAUUACACUAACAAUAGUUUAUUCGUUGCGGCUUUAGUGAAUGCUAAUGUCCGAGAAAUUGUCGAUUCAUUGUUAUAUAUUUUAAAUCCACUUGCAUUUUGUCCAUUCCAUUUGGAUCUUCUUUAUCAAUAUCGUCAAUUGCAGAAUAGUUUUGGAAAUAUGAAUAAUUAUACCAUGAAUGCCAUGAGCUUUAGAAAUGCCGAUUUAACUUCGAAAGACUUCAAGGAUGAGAAACCGGAAUUCUGCGGAAUGGCUUUCAGUCCGAAAAAAACACGGCCAAAGUCUCGCAUUGCUUACAACAUAGAUGACAAAUAUGUUGCGCAUAAAGAUGACUUUCAGAACCCAAAAAAGCAUUUCAGCGCCUUAAGUCCGAAAACAUUUUACACAUUAGAUAAAUUUACUUCCGAAGAUUCUGAAGAUUAUACAGACAGCCUGGAACAUUCUUCUCUAAACAGAAAAGCAAACAAGCAGUUACAACAACCGAAGCUAUUAAAUCCCGAUUUUAAACCAAGUGACGAUGAUGUUCUUUCUAACGAAACAAAAUUCAAAAAACUUCAGGAAAAAUGGGAAUUCAUGAUUGGCAAGGAAGGCAAUAAGAUUCAAUCUGCAGUAACAACUCCUUCAUCGCCAGUUCGAACUUUUGGAGUAUUAGGGAAGUCGAAGAUACCUAGAUUGCUUACAUCACCAAUAAAACAGUUUAAUAUUGCGGCAAAUGUUCCUGCGAAACUUAAGUCACCCAUAUCAGGAAUCCCUUCGUUAAAGAAACCCACUACACUUCCUACAACGAAAACGACACCAAAGAGAUCUAUGGACACGAAAACGAAAAACACGACGCGACGUACCAGUCGCGUUGAUCAGGACAUCUUAGGCGUCACGCGAACUGCACGUCCAAGUUCGUUACCCUACAAAUCACAUGGAAUAACAAAUGAUAAGAAUGUAAUAUCGCCUCACAGACGAGCUGCUUCGACCUCUUUACCGCGUCCAGCCUUCACCGCCAUUUCGAAAACGCCAGCUCCAAAAUCUUCACAUAAAGAAGUUCGCACUCUCACUCACAGGAUACCAUCGGAUACUGGUCAGCUCUCGUUUGCAGAAGGGGAGAAAUUGAAAGUAAUAUUAGAGGUGGAUAAUAAAUGGUUGCUAUGUAUGAAAGGCGAUCGAAGAGGUUUGGUGCCACGAGCAUGUGUGCGCAGCAUUCAAACUUAGGUCCUCUUCUCAAUAACAUUUCACUAUCAUAAUCAUAACCAUGGACUGGCUCAACACUCGCAAUGUCAUUCUUGAAGCAAAGUAAAAAUAACAGAGAAAGUUGCGAGAGCAAGUUGAAAAGUUCAAAUUAAUUUCUGCACGAUAUAACAGUGAUGUACAGUGUAUUAAAUUUUAAGCUAUACAGUCAUAUAAAUUAUCACGCGCUUGUAAAGUUAUUUUUAAUCGAGAUUUAACCAAGAUUACUUCGUUUCUAUCGAAAUGUAUUAUUAGAUUAAUAGUAUUAUUGUUAGCAACGCUAUCGAGAACAUCAGGAUAUUAUAUGAUAUUACAUGUCAUAGAUUCGAAUAUUAUAUUUAGUUUAUAGAUGAAUAUCUAUAUUUAGAUUCAUUUAUUUCAACAUGUGCGCGAAUAAAAUGGCUCAACAUGUGCUCGACGAGUAAAAAGCCAUAACAAGAGAUGUAUAAUAACUUACACAUAUUAUGAAUGUAACUGUGAUUCUAGUAAAUAGGCAAUUAAGUUUAUUAGUAUAUACACGUGAUAUAUACUUUAUUUUGAUGUUUAUAUACUGUGACUUUAAUAAUUUAUUUAUGUCUAUAUUUUGCGCAUCACGUAUCAUCAAUUCAUCCUGAUUUUAUUCGAUGUACGAAUCGUCAUGGCAUGUAUCUUUACGAUGGCAGUGAUCACAUUUUUUACAUGCUUCGUGUAUUUCUUGGUAUGUAAGACAUAAUAUAAACAAAUAAAAAAUCU
Camponotus floridanus (Florida carpenter ant) is the source of this 5626-nucleotide messenger RNA. RefSeq lists its product as uncharacterized. The coding region runs from base 104 to 4879 and encodes 1591 amino acids. Lineage: Eukaryota; Metazoa; Arthropoda; Insecta; Hymenoptera; Formicidae. The transcript has 13 exons. Gene Ontology annotation, cellular component: cytoplasmic vesicle. Gene Ontology annotation, molecular function: protein binding. The record is from RefSeq and is a predicted model, not a curated record.